GAUGGCGCUGUAAAGCCCAUGAUUUGUUUUCUAUGGGUGCAAAGUAUGUUUAAGUGCAUUAACCGAACGGCCCAGUUCACCAGAUAUCUCAAGUCAACAGGAAACAGCGUCUGUGUUAACCAAGGUUUUAGGCCGGUGUCAUCCUUACCUCUCAGAAUGACGGAACCGGCUGUGAGGAGGGUGGUCACCGAUAUAAUUCGGUCUCCUGAAGACAGACGGGACUACCGGGGCCUGGAGUUCAAAAACGGACUCAAAGCGAUGCUCAUCAGCGACCCGACGACCGACAAAUCAUCAGCCGCACUGGACGUGCACAUAGGUUCCCUGUCUGACCCAGAGAACAUCUCAGGCCUGGCCCAUUUCUGUGAGCACAUGCUGUUUCUGGGAACAGAAAAAUACCCCAAGGAGAACGAAUACAGCCAGUUCCUCAGCGAGCAUGCAGGAAGCUCCAACGCCUUCACCAGCGGCGAGCACACCAACUAUUACUUCGACGUUUCCCAUGAGCACUUGCAAGGAGCGUUAGACAGGUUUGCCCAGUUCUUCCUGUGCCCUUUGUUCGAUGAGAGCUGUAAGGACCGGGAAGUGAAUGCUGUCGACUCCGAACACGAGAAGAACCUGAUGAAUGACGCCUGGAGGCUGUUUCAGCUGGAGAAAGCCACCGGAAACCCAAACCACCCAUUCAGUAAAUUUGGAACAGGCAACAAACUAACACUUGAAACCAGACCCUCUAAAGAAGGGGUCGAUAUUCGUCAGGAACUGCUGAAGUUUCACUCUACGUAUUAUUCUGCUAAUCUGAUGGGACUCUGCGUGUUGGGAAGAGAGUCUCUUGAUGAAUUAACCACCAUGAUGGAAAACCUGUUUGGAGAAGUGGAAAACAAGAACGUUCCGGUUCCAGAAUUCCCUGAGCAUCCGUUUCAGGAAGAGCACCUUAAACAAUUCUACAAAGUGGUUCCCAUCAAAGACAUUAGGAACCUGUAUGUGACCUUCCCCAUCCCAGACCUGCAGAAGUACUACAAGUCGAACCCAGGCCAUUAUCUGGGACACCUGAUCGGCCACGAAGGACCCGGCAGUUUGUUAUCCGAGCUCAAGACUAAAGGCUGGGUGAACACGCUGGUUGGAGGGCAGAAGGAAGGAGCCAAAGGAUUCAUGUUCUUCAUCAUCAACGUCGACCUGACGGAGGAGGGGCUCUUGCAUGUUGAGGACAUCAUCUUCCACAUGUUCCAGUACAUCCAGAAGCUUCGCACCGAAGGUCCUCAGGAAUGGGUGUUUGACGAAUGCAAGGAUCUCAGUAAAGUCGCCUUCAGGUUUAAGGACAAGGAGCGACCUCGCGGCUACACCUCCAAAGUGGCCGGUUUGCUGCAUUAUUAUCCUCUGGAGGAAGUUCUUGCAGCUGAGUAUCUUCUGGAGGAUUUCAGGCCGGAUCUGAUUGAGAUGGUUCUUGAUAAACUGCGGCCGGAAAACGUCAGAGUUGCAGUGGUGUCGAAGUCCUUCGAAGGGCAGACGGACCGAACUGAGGAGUGGUACGGCACGCAGUACAAGCAGGAAGCCAUCUCUGAAGAAAGCAUCAAGAACUGGGCAAAUGCAGACCUGAACGGCAAAUUCAAGUUGCCGAUGAGAAACGAGUUCAUCCCAACCAACUUUGAGAUUUACCCGCUGGAGAAAGACUCUCCGUCGGUUCCGACUCUAAUCAAGGACACUGCAAUGAGCAAGGUGUGGUUUAAACAAGAUGACAAAUUCUUCCUCCCAAAGGCCUGCCUGAACUUUGAGUUCUUCAGUCGCUACCUUUAUACAGAUCCUGUGCACUGCAACAUGACCUACUUGUUUCUGAGGUUACUGAAGGAUAAUUUAAGAGAGUAUGCAUAUCCAGCCCGCCUGGCCGGGCUUGUCUAUGACACAUCCUCAGUGAUGAAUGCCCUCACACUUUCGGUCAAAGGUUACAACGACAAGCAGCACAUCCUGCUGAAGAAGAUCGUCGAGAAGAUGGCGACCUUCGAGAUCGACGAGAAGCGCUUUGACAUCAUCAAAGAGGCGUACAUGAGAUCUUUGAACAACUUCAGAGCCGAGCAGCCUCACCAGCACGCCAUGUACUACCUCCGCCUGCUGAUGACCGAGGUUGGCUGGACCAAAGACGAGCUCAGAGAGUCGCUCGAUGACGUAACUCUCCCCCGCCUCAGGGCGUUCAUACCUCAGCUGUUGUCACGGUUACACAUCGAGGCUCUGCUCCAUGGCAACAUCACCAAGGAGUCUGCUCUCGGCAUGAUGCAGAUGGUGGAGGACACGCUCAUUGAGCACGCUCACACCAAGCCCCUCCUCCCGAGCCAGCUGAUUCGCUACAGGGAGGUGCAGGUCCCGGACGGUGGCUGGUAUGUUUACCAGCAGAGAAACGAAGUUCACAACCACUGCGGCAUCGAGAUUUACUACCAGACGGACAUGCAGACCACCAACGACAACAUGCUGCUGGAGCUGUUCUGCCAGAUCAUCUCUGAGCCCUGCUUCAACACGCUGAGAACCAAAGAGCAGCUGGGCUACAUCGUGUUCAGUGGGCCCCGCCGAGCCAACGGGGUGCAGGGCCUGCGCUUCAUCAUCCAGUCGGAGAAGGCCCCCCACUACCUGGAGAGCCGGGUGGAGGCGUUCCUGCGCACCAUGGAGAAGGCGCUGGAGGACAUGAGCGAGGAGGCCUUCCAGAAGCACAUCCAGGCCCUGGCCAUCCGCCGCCUGGACAAACCCAAGAAGCUGUCCGCCGAGUGCGCCAAGUACUGGGGGGAGAUCAUCUCCCAGCAGUACAACUUCGACAGAGAUAACAUCGAAGUUGCACAUCUGAAGACGUUGACUAAAGAAAACAUAAUGCAGUUUUACAGAGAGCGGCUCACAGUGGAAGCUGCAAAGAGACACAAAGUGUCCGUUCACGUUCUGUCCAGAGAGAUGGACUCCUGUCCGAUAGUCGGAGAGUUUCCUGCCCAGAACGACGUCAACCUGGCCCCCGCUCCGUCCCUGCCACAGCCGGCAUUGAUUCAGGACAUGACGGAGUUCAAGAGGAGCCUGCCGCUGUUCCCGCUGGUGAAGCCUCACAUCAACUUCAUGGCCGCCAAACUGUGAGCGAGGCCGGAGAAGCUUCGCCUUCCUGAGGUUCCCCUGACCGUGUGUGUGUGGAAUGUGUGUGCAGGCGACACGCCAAUGCACCAGAGGAAGGAGAAGAAGAGAUGCUCAGUAAGCGAAGAACCCCCAAAGUUAGCUGUGGUCAUUUUUUAAACUAGCUGUGACAACCAUAGCGGUCUCACCUCACUCUCACGCUGCAGCGCUGCGUAGGCGAAGUAGAACCACGUUAACCAGAAAACGUUAUGCAGGAGCUUCACUUCACCAGUAGGGGGCGCUUCCCAGUCCAAGUCAGUAGCUCUACCAAGGCACUCCGACGUUUUAUUCAAAUGUACGCAUUUUACGAAGCCUUACUCUGUAGUUUUUAAAGCUUGCUUGGUGAGGGGGUUUUAUCUGUUGGCGCCCUCUGAGGAGACCUGAGUGAAGUCGGCACCGCGACUCAAAUCAGACUAAAUUGGCCUCAAACCUUUGUGCUGCUGUCGUUUUACAGAUAUUAGUAAAUAUUUACAGGCCAACGAGCCCCGACACACAUUUACAAAAUCUCUUCAACUGUAAGUUAUAAAAUUUGGACAUCAGAGAUCAGCUUGCUCCUCCGUACAGUUUAACAAAAAUUAUGU
Molecule: messenger RNA, 3707 nt
Organism: Xiphophorus hellerii (green swordtail)
Lineage: Eukaryota; Metazoa; Chordata; Actinopteri; Cyprinodontiformes; Poeciliidae
Product: insulin-degrading enzyme-like
Exons: 25
Coding region: 19-3093 (1024 amino acids)
Biological process (GO): hormone catabolic process; amyloid-beta metabolic process; peptide catabolic process
Cellular component (GO): mitochondrion; peroxisomal matrix; cytosol
Molecular function (GO): metal ion binding; metalloendopeptidase activity
Source: RefSeq, a predicted model, not a curated record